This is a messenger RNA of Pseudomassariella vexata, 2439 nucleotides long. RefSeq names its product putative phosphatase regulatory subunit-domain-containing protein. Gene Ontology annotation, molecular function: glycogen binding; protein phosphatase 1 binding. Bases 1 to 2439 code for a protein of 812 amino acids. Lineage: Eukaryota; Fungi; Ascomycota; Sordariomycetes; Amphisphaeriales; Pseudomassariaceae. Gene Ontology annotation, biological process: regulation of glycogen biosynthetic process. The transcript has 2 exons. Gene Ontology annotation, cellular component: protein phosphatase type 1 complex. The record is from RefSeq and is a predicted model, not a curated record.
AUGCCUUACACGCCUCCCGCAAACCGUUCUCCUGCGUCCUCAGCCCCCUCUUCGCCAAGUACCAGCCGGAGGUCCUCGUUCCAUGGCACGGGCAUGACGGCUGGCGGCAGCAGCGCCGGCUCUCCAUCCCGACCAGCCCUCCCGCGAUCCGCUUCAUAUUUGUCGAAACACCGGAGAGCACCCUCGGCAGUUGUGGGAACAGGACCAAUAACCAAUGGCUCGACUCCGGACAUCACCCCUCCUGGGACGUCGCAUGAUCUUCAACGCAUGGUAGCAAGUCAGAACGCAGGCCCGAUCCGACAAUCACCUCCCCCAAUUGGGGAUGCUCGAUCGAUGCCUCCAGGCGCUAUCAUCUCGCCGCCGGAAUCCCAAUCCUCUAGCGAAGAUGAGGGAGCGACAGGCGACAGCCGCGGACGCCAGAUCGAAAACCUCAAGGAAUUGCAAGAUGCAAUCAGUGCCAUUCCCCAACACCGGGAGAGUUCUCCUAACAGACGGACACCUGCCAUAGAUGUCUUGGUGCUUCCCUCGCAAAUUCCAAAUAUUGUCGAAGCAGCACCACGUAGUUUGGAUGGCGAAGUUGUCGAAGGCAUACUCAAGUCUGGUUCUCGAAAGAUUGCGCAUUCUCGUGCCAGCACUGAGCCCUUCGUUUCCAUUUCCAUGUCCAAAUCAGCCGGUGCGUCUCCUACGAUAUCGGACGAAGACGAGGAUGAAGAUACCGACGAGCCCCCGAGGAAGCCCCAAAUGGUUCGCAAAAAGUCUGGCGAACUGGUCCGUCCAGCACUUAGACCGUCAUCAUCCCAACGAAGACCGUCGAGCAUGCCAGGCACCCCGACUUUCUCCAAAGCAGUCCAUUUUGAUUCCCAUUUGGAACAUGUGCGGCAUUUCUUACAAGUAGAUCGGCCAUUGGCAGUCAGCGCGGGUUCAUCGCCCGUCGAGAACUACGAGAGCGAUACUGAGUACCCGUUUAACACCGAUGACAAGACUUCAGCUCGGACGCCGCCGUUCGAAUGGGAUAUUGCGGUGAACAACUUCCCUGCUGAUACACCCAUACGCAAAUCUCUGCCUGCUCGACUGGACCGUGUAUGGAUGUCUAGUGAUCAGAAGAGCCUGGUUGGCUCGAUAUCCGUCGCGAACCUGGCGUUCCAGAAAACCGUUGUCUGCCGAUUCACCUUUGAUUACUGGAAGACCACGUCUGAAGUUGCGGCCGAAUACUCCCACGAGAUUCGUCCCCGAGAUACUGAUAUCGGCCACGACCAGUUUCAGUUCAACAUCAAGCUAUCGGAUCUUGCCAAUCUCGAAUCCAAGACUCUUUACUUUUGUAUCAAAUAUUGCGUCAACGGCGUCGAGUACUGGGACAAUAACAAUGGCGUCAACUUCCAAGUCGACUUCAAGAAGAAAGCUUUGCCACAGAACGGCAAGAAGAACUUUCAGGGUGCUUCAUCCAGGCCGGCCAACUCUCUGCCACGCAGUACUCGUAGGACGAACCCUUCGGCUGCGGCACGACCCAUGUCCAUGCCUGUCGGUAUCAUGGAUGAAUUUGGCCACGAUUCGAAGUUCGUCAAUUUUGAACAACCCAUUCACGAAUAUCUGGGCGAGUCUAGACCAACAGGUCUGCGUCUCAAGAGCUCAAAGUCUACCACCAGCCUCCCCAGUGACAAUUUGACCAACCGUUUAUCUGCUCCUAGUGGCCUUGCCUUUGCCAACCGCUAUGACUUUGGUGCAUCCUUGACUGCUGCCAUGCAAGCACAAAAGGAUCCAAAUGGCAGUCCGCGGGGAGAUGGUCUUUACAUGAAGCCAAACAAGAAGGGAUCCUACAUCCAUCCGAUCCAGACUAGUCCUCCCCGGCCAGGCCCUCCAGGUCCCACCAUGGCACCUGCCGUUGUCCCGCAGGCCUCCAAUACCCAUUCUCCUGCCUCCGCUACCAUUGCCUCGGCAUCGUACGAGGAGAUCGUCAACAAAUACUGUUUUUUCAAUGGUUCGAAGCAGUCCAGUCCCCAAAUCAAGGACGGAACCCUGCAGAGUGGCCGAUAUGACGGUGCUGGCGAUGAGUUCUCCACUCGAUACAGCAGCGCCAAUUCGAGCUCAAACAGCAGCCCAGAGAUGCCUCCUAAGGCCCAGCAUCACUCUCUGCGCUAUUCUAUCCACAAUAACUUGAACCCGUACUUCCAGAACCCCCAUGUCACCAUAGGAGCUUCGCCCGCCGAGUCGCCAAUAGGUAGCCCUUCAGCUACCUCGCGUCAGUCUUUGAGCCCUUCUUCGUCCAUGACGCCAACCGCUCGAUCAGGUCCCCCGACUCCCAUGCCAGGUAGCUUUUCUCUCGCUGGUACGUCGAUAGGUGGUUAUACCAUAGACACACCUUCAUUCAAUCACGCUCAGCACCAUGCAGAUCGCUUUCCCUUCACAGCAGACGCUCAUACUUCGCCAGCGAUCCGAGGAUGA